AAAGGGAGAAGAAGAAGUUAUACGUUGAUGAAAGGCAAAGAAAAAGCAGGCGCCAUACACACGUUAGGGCACUACCCAAUGUUUCAAAUGUUGUUUCUGUCUCCUGUCUCUUCUAUUUUUUAGUUUCCUUAUAACUGAAGAAAAAAGCAAGCUCCUGAAGGAAGAAGCUACAGCUAGAAAAGUAAUGGCGAAGAAGAAGCAGAAGAAAGGGGAGCAAAAGCUCAAAUCCAAGCCAAUUCCAGACGUGGGUUGUGCAAUUACACAGGCACUCGAACGGUUUUGCUUGUCCAAUGACGAAGUUUUCACUUUUGAAGCUGAUCUUUCGAAGCGUGAACGUGCUCUCGUGCAUGAAGUGUGCAGGAAAAUGGGUAUGGCAUCAAAGAGUUCUGGGCAUGGAAACCAACGACGUGUUUCUGUUUAUAAAUCCAAAAUGCAAAUGGAGACCAUGAAAUUUUCCGAAAAAACCAAAACUGUUUUGGACGAUUUAUUCAGUAUGUAUCCUCCUGAUGAUGGAGAUUUGGGCAAGGAGACAGCUGGGAAACACAAUAAAAAGGCUGAUAAACAAAGGCGAAAGAAAGAUGACAUUUUCUGGAGGCCGUCAAUGAACAAGGAAGAGAUAAUGAAGAAACUGGGAUCAUAUACUAUGAAGAGUGUUGCUAAUCUGAAAAAGAUCUCAGAAGAGAGAUCUAAACUUCCAAUUGCAUCAUUUCAAGAUGUCAUUACUUCAACAGUUGAAUCUCAUCAGGUCGUUCUCAUAUCUGGUGAGACUGGGUGUGGAAAGACAACACAGGUCCCUCAGUUUCUUUUGGAUUAUAUGUGGGGUAAGGGAGAGACAUGUAAGAUAGUUUGUACCCAACCUCGACGAAUAUCUGCUAUAUCAGUUUCUGAGCGAAUCUCCUAUGAAAGAGGAGAAAAUGUUGGAAGUGAUAUUGGAUACAAGAUACGGCUGGAAAGUAAAGGCGGAAGACACUCAUCUAUUGUACUCUGCACGAAUGGUAUUCUUUUGAGGGUGCUGAUUUCAGAAGGUUUGGGCAAAUUAACAAUGGAAGCUUCUGAAAAGAGUAGGAAAAAUAAAAAUGUUGUGUCUGACUUAACUCACAUUAUUGUGGAUGAAGUUCAUGAAAGGGACCGUUACUCUGACUUCAUUUUAACAAUUUUGAGAGACUUGCUUCCAUCAUAUCCUCAGUUAAGGCUGAUACUAAUGAGUGCUACAAUUGAUGCUGAACGGUUUUCAAAAUAUUUUGGUGGCUGUCCAAUUAUCAAUGUUCCUGGAUUCACCUAUCCUGUAAAAAAUUUCUAUCUGGAGGAUGUACUUUCUAUAGUGAAGUCUUCGGAAGAGAACCACCUUGAUGAUAGUAUAGUGGGUGUCUCAGAUGAGGAACCUGAACUAACUGACGAAGACAAGCUUGCUUUGGAUGAAGCGAUUGACAUGGCUUGGUUGAAUGACGAAUUUGAUCCCCUUCUAGAAUUGGUUGCUUCCAACAGAUCCUCUCAAAUUUUCAAUUAUCAGCAUUCUGUGACUGGACUAACACCUCUAAUGGUUCUUGCUGGAAAGGGUAGAGUUUCUGAUGUUUGCAUGCUGCUCUCUUUCGGUGCCAUGUGUGAAUUACGGGCAAAGGAUGGCACAACUGCAUUAGAAUUGGCUGAACGAGGAGAUCAGAAAGAAACUGCUGAAGCAAUCAGAAAUCAUUUGGAAAGUUCCAUGUCCAACUCCAAGGAAGAACGUCGGUUGAUUGGUACAUAUCUUGCAAAAAAUUCUAAUUCUGUCGAUAUUGGUCUUAUAGAGCAGUUGUUAGGAAAAAUAUGUCUUGAUUCGAAAGAAGGAGCUAUUCUUGUUUUCCUUCCUGGGUGGGAUGAUAUCAGCAAAACUCGAGAAAGAUUAUCAGUCAAUCCUCUUUUCAAAGAUGCAUCAAAAUUUUUGAUAAUCUCUCUUCAUUCAAUGGUUCCUUCUAAAGAGCAAAAGAAGGUAUUCAGACGACCGCCUCCUGGUUGCCGCAAAAUUAUUCUGUCUACUAAUAUUGCUGAAACGGCCAUUACAAUUGAUGAUGUGGUUUAUGUUAUAGACAGUGGAUGGAUGAAAGAAAAAAGUUAUGAUCCUUACAGUAAUGUUUCUACUUUUCAAUCAUCUUGGAUAUCAAAGGCCAGUGCCAAGCAGCGUGAGGGUCGUGCAGGUCGCUGUCAGCCUGGGAUAUGCUAUCACCUUUAUUCAAAGUUUCAAGCAUUGUCUCUUCCUGAUUUUCAAGUUCCUGAAAUUAAGAGAAUGCCGAUGGAAGAACUCUGUUUGCAGGUGAAAUUGCUUGAUCCCAAUUGUAGGAUAGAGGAUUUCUUGCAGAAGACUUUGGACCCUCCAGUUUUUGAUACUAUCCGUAAUGCAAUCUUAGUCCUCCAGGAUAUUGGGGCUUUGUCACUAGAUGAGAAACUGACUGAGCUUGGGGAGAAAUUAGGUUCAUUGCCUGUCCAUCCAGUCACAAGCAAGAUGCUUAUCUUCGCCAUACUGAUGAACUGCCUUGAUCCUGCUCUAACUCUGGCUUGUGCUUCGGACUACAAGGACCCUUUCACUCUUCCAAUGUUACCAAGCGAAAGAAAGAAAGCUGCUGCUGCUAAAGCAGAGCUUGCUUCUUUGUAUGGUGGGCAUAGUGACCAACUGGCUGUUGUAGCUGCAUUUGAUUGCUGGAAAAAUGCUAAAGAUAGGGGUCAAGAGGCCCGCUUCUGUUCUAAAUACUACAUCUCCUUGAGCACUAUGACUAUGCUAUCUGGCAUGCGGAGACAACUUGAAAUGGAACUAGUUCAAAAUGGUUUUAUACCUGAGGAUGUUUCAACUUGCAGCGUGAAUGCUUGUGACCCUGGCAUACUCCACGCUGUCCUUGUGGCUGGUUUAUAUCCGAUGGUGGGAAGAUUACUUCCACCUCAGAGAAAGGGAAAACGAGCUGUUGUAGAAACUGGUUCAGGGAGCAGAGUGCUUUUGCACCCGCAGUCCCUUAACUUUGAACUGUCACUUAAGCAAACGGAUAACCGCCCUCUAAUUGUUUAUGAUGAGAUAACCCGCGGGGAUGGUGGUACACACAUAAGAAAUUGUACUGUUGUUGGGCCUCUCCCAAUAUUAAUGGUUGCAAAGGAGAUUGCUGUUGCCCCUGCUCAGGAGAACGAUAAUUGUAAAGAUGGUAUUGAAAAUGACGAUAAUGGCAAUGAUGAAGCUGGUAUUGUUGAAACUGUUGAAGAGAAGAUGGACAUAGAAAAUAAAUCAAAUCAACAACCAGAAGAGAUGAUUAUGUCCUCCCCUGAUAACUCAGUAACUGUGGUUGUUGACCGUUGGCUGCAGUUUUGGUCCAAGGCACUUGAUAUUGCUCAGUUAUACUGCUUGAGAGAGCGAUUAUCUUCAGCAAUAUUAUUCAAAGUAAAGCAUCCAAAUGGAGUUCUUCCUUCUGUUCUUAAUGCCUCUAUGCAUGCCUUAUCUUGCAUCCUAUCUUAUGAUGGCUUAUCUGGUAUUUCAUUAGAAUCAGUAGAAAUGUUGACGUCGAUGGUAAAUGCAACUGAAAUUGGCCAUUUUGCACCUGGGAGGUCCAUAGGAUCGCAUAAGAAAUCUAUGCAAGGUCGACACCGCAGUCACAUAGAGAGCAUAAGCCUUUCAAGCCAGGAAAACCCUCUCGAGACCAAAGUGCUACCGAGCAGCAGCAUGCUCAAGAGAACAAUACACGUAAACAGAGAAAGCCCCACAAGGAGCACAUGGCAGCUAAACAGCAGAAGCCUCCAUCAGGAGACCUCAGUUUAAAUGGGUAUGGAUUGAACUCGUAUGGACCAUAUGGCCCUCGGGGUAUCUCUCUAAAGCGGCCUCGUGGUAACGGUGUGGGAUAAGAUCUAAUAAAAAAAGUAAUCAAGUAAUCUUCAGGUGACUGAACUCGGUGAAUGUAUUGUAAUAUAGCUUCACAUGAGCAUCCUAUGGUGGAUGUGGCGUCUCUGUAGUCUCUGACCAAUGGUUAGUAGAAACUAUGACACUCGGCUCAGUUAUGACUGGAGAUGUCUAGUGAUUCACGCCUCUGGGAAUGGAACUCUAUUGCUUUUGUAGAUGAGACAAGCAUCAUCCGAAUCCAUUCAUUAUAGUUUGCUUUCAGGUACAAUUGUAAGUAUAGUAGUAGAUGACUGAGCUCGGUUUUCGCCUUUCUGAGCAUCCAAUGCAAUACAAGUUCUUUUGGGUAUGUCGUUCUGGGUUUCAGCACAUUAGAAUUGAUGUGUUAGUAUAAUCAUAUGAUUUAUCAAUGAGAGGAUAUGCUUCCUCUAUAACUCUUAAUUCUCUCUGUAUACAAAUCCCAUUUACUAGCCAUGCUAUGAGAUUGGGACUGGUGGCCCUUUAGUUA
Benincasa hispida (wax gourd) is the source of this 4352-nucleotide messenger RNA. It is a transcript of the gene HVT1, whose product is annotated as helicase in vascular tissue and tapetum. Gene Ontology annotation, cellular component: intracellular anatomical structure. The record is from RefSeq and is a predicted model, not a curated record. Lineage: Eukaryota; Viridiplantae; Streptophyta; Magnoliopsida; Cucurbitales; Cucurbitaceae. Gene Ontology annotation, molecular function: RNA binding; helicase activity; ATP binding.